Cylicostephanus goldi is the source of this 327-nucleotide messenger RNA. NCBI's taxonomy places the organism in Eukaryota, Metazoa, Nematoda, Chromadorea, Rhabditida, Strongylidae. The record is from the annotation of a GenBank genome assembly.
AUGGUGCUCGAUGAGCAGACGCUUUGCCUGGAGGACACAGCACCCACGGAUACUCUGCCGUGGAAUUCCUCCCAAGGCAAAUGCGCCCGUCUCGACGACGUCGACAACUCCUCGGCGGGGGCGGGGUCGAGUCGAGAUCUGCUCGAGAGCAUGAGCUCUGCCUGGGUGGAACUUUCGUCGACCAGCGUCGCUGUUGGAGCGAUCAUCGUCAAGAAGGAGGAACCGUCCAGCACUACUGGGAUCAUCGUCAAGAAGGAAGAACCGUCCAGCACUACUGGUCCUACACAUGCCGAAGGAGAAGAAAAUCAGCGUAUGUCUAGCGAUUAA